AUGAUUAGUCCUCUCUGCAGCCAAGCCGUGUCGGCGGGAUUUAAUGCCGAUCAUGUACCUGGCACAGCUGCAGCGCUGAUCUCAUCUGCCGAACCUCCACAACACUCGCUCGCCAUGGUGUUACUGACCAUGACGGCAGGCGCGGUGCGCGCGCUUGCCAGAGCGGAACAAGUCGACCCGGACGAGUAUGCCAAACUGCAGCAACCAGACGAUCCCCCGCUCGUAGAGGCGAAGCCCGGAAACCCCAUCUCGCACGGCCAGCUGAUCGACCUCUCGAAGCUCUUGAAGAACCACGCCGCCCGUCUAUCCAGCGACACCGAGACGGGCGACGCGAAAUAUAAAGAGCCCAUACCCACCACGCUUGACGCCCUCCUCCGCAACUCGACCGUCUACACGGCUCCUCCUCCGCCCAAGAAAGAACCCACCCCCGAAUACAAAGCCCUCAUGGCCCGUCUCCGCGCCGAAGAAGAAGCCCGCAUCUACAACCGCAUGCUAAAUCCCGAUCCUCUUGCAAAGACCGAGACGUUUUCACAGCGCUUCCCCAACGCCGCGACGCCGUUCUCGCUUUCCACGCCCUACGACAAAGUGGACGAAGACGAUCUCAGCUACGAGGAGGUACACCGCCAGAUCAUCCUCAUCAUCAACGUGUUGGUCUCCAUUGUAGCGUGCGCCGUGUUCAUUUGGGUGGCUGCGAGACACUGGAGCGUGCCGAAAAGGCUGGGAUUGAGCAUGGGGGGGAGCGGAGUUGUUGCUAUCGCCGAGGUCGUGGUGUAUAGCGGUUACGUGAGGAGCAUUGCCGAGGCGAAGAAGAGGGAGAAGAAGAAGCCUGAAAUCAAGAAGAUUGUGCAGAGCUGGGUGAUAGACGGGAAUGAGAACAAGGAAGCUGGCAGUGCAUCGGGGCUCAACGAUAAGGUGGAUGAUGGGAUUCGCUACAGAAAAGGCAAGCAUCGCUGA
Messenger RNA from Paraphaeosphaeria sporulosa, 954 nucleotides. RefSeq lists its product as uncharacterized. The transcript has 2 exons. Lineage: Eukaryota; Fungi; Ascomycota; Dothideomycetes; Pleosporales; Didymosphaeriaceae. Bases 1 to 954 code for a protein of 317 amino acids. The record is from RefSeq and is a predicted model, not a curated record. Gene Ontology annotation, biological process: vacuolar proton-transporting V-type ATPase complex assembly. Gene Ontology annotation, cellular component: endomembrane system.